UGCAUUAGAGCACACACACGGGCAAGCCACAUGCUUUUUACUUUUCCAUAGUCAAAGGAAUAAGAAGUAGUUUCCGUUUUUAGUACUGUGUUGAGAAUUAGAAUGAACAAGCCCAAAAUUGUCAGACCAGAGGAGAGCCAGCCAGCACAUUCAGUGUGGUUUGACAGAAAGAAAUAUGUCACCAUCAACUUCAUGGUUCAUAAACCUAAAGAUGUCCAGGUUGAUAUCCAGCCAGACAAAAUGAUCUUAUGCUGCAAAAAUGACACAGAUGAUGUAUUCUAUAAUGAGCUGCACUUCUACGACAAAGUCCAAAUCCAUGACUCCAGGGAAAGAGUCUAUGACCGCACCAUCAAUGUCUUGCUAAGGAAAGUGAAGCCCGAUUAUGCAUGGCCUCGUCUACAGAAGGAUCCCGCUAAGCCCAGUUGGAUUUCUGUAGACUUCGAUAACUGGAGAGACUGGGAGCAUGAGGAGGAUGAGGGAAAGGAGGAGUACGAUAGAUACAUGGAUAUGAUGCAAGAAAUGGCUACCAGUAAUAAAGGAAAAACACCGGAUAUGGGUGAUCUUAGUGAUUCUGACUGAGACUCACAGUACCUUCUCUCCUGUGAUUGCUGAAGCUUUUAAUAUUUGCUGAUGAUCUGAUGAGUUAUUGUCCAAAGUACUGUUUUUACAUAUGUAAUGUUUUCUAUGAGAUUAUUUAUUGUCCACUGUACACUGACAUAUCAUUGUCAGUUUUAAUAAAAAUAAGAUGUAUCAGUCAUGAUCUGGUGUUAUGGUGCUUGUGGGUUACAUCUUUUAUGUUAACAGGCUAGUAAAUAAAGGGCUUAGUACUGGAGCGUGGAGGUGGACUUGGCAGAACAUGGCUGUUGGUUUCAGUAACUCCAGAAGAUGGCAGUAAUGAAGCAAUAAGGAUGCCAGCCCCAUUCAUUCAUUCCUCAUUCUAUUCUUGGUGGAGACGCGCACUGGCAACACUGGCCACGCAGAGAGACACAGCUUUUGUUUUUUUUGUUUUGUUUUUAAAUUAAUUCCAUAAAAAUGCUUUAAAUGCUCAUGAUAUAUCAGCAGAUGACAUAUCUUUUACAUAACAGCUGGUGAUGGUAAUGUGUAAUGUUUUUAACCACUUUUUUGGAUGGUGAUGUGUUGAUGUAACCCCAGUUUUUUUGCUAUGCUUCCACUUUGUAUACACUGCAUGUUAUGUUAGCUUUUGCAAAGUGUUCUACCACAUAGUUUAUGUAUUUGAUCUUGUUUUAUGUACCCUGUCCUAAAAUAAAAACAAUGU
Xiphias gladius (swordfish) is the source of this 1276-nucleotide messenger RNA. RefSeq names its product prostaglandin E synthase 3 like (gene ptges3l). Gene Ontology annotation, cellular component: cytosol; nucleus. Gene Ontology annotation, biological process: protein folding; chaperone-mediated protein complex assembly. The record is from RefSeq and is a predicted model, not a curated record. The transcript has 7 exons. The coding region runs from base 103 to 579 and encodes 158 amino acids. Gene Ontology annotation, molecular function: Hsp90 protein binding; protein-folding chaperone binding. NCBI's taxonomy places the organism in Eukaryota, Metazoa, Chordata, Actinopteri, Istiophoriformes, Xiphiidae.